GGGCGCGGGUGGAGAUGCUCCAACCCCCGCAAAUCCCCCGAACCCGAUCCCCUUUCCCUCGCCGCCGUCCUUCCCCACGAGAUGCCGCCCGCCGAGGACGCCUCCGCUGCCGCCCCCCCGCAGGCGCCGACUCCGCCUCCCGCCCAUGGGAUGGUCGGCUCGAGGCUGCUGCUGCAGUCGCCGCCGCCUGCGUUCCCGCUCGGCUCCAACGACGACCAGCUCGAGCGCGCUCGCGCUCGCGCCAUGGCCCGCGCGGCCUCCGUCCGUCGACGCUCCCUUGCCGCAUCUCUCGCGCCCAAGACCCCGCAUCCCAACCUCCUCAACCGGGACGAGGUCAUGGACCUAUUCCAUAACUGCAUCAAACUCGCCUCGGAGAACAAAAUCAACCAGAAGAAUACGUGGGAGCUGGGGCUCAUCGACCACCUCAGCAAGAUCAUCCAUGCUGGGGAGGAGGAGGACGACGAGACCAACUUCCAGAAAGCUAGCUGCACGCUAGAGGCUGGCGUCAAGAUCUAUUCUCUGCGUGUGGAUUCGGUGCACUCUGAGGCGUACAAGGUGCUCGGUGGGAUCAACCGCGCAGGAAGGGGGGAAGAGGCUGAUUUGGGAGAAGGUGGCGAUGCAGAGCCUGCACAAGAAGAAGGCGUCAACAAAAAGGAUGUUGAUAGGAGGAUUUCACCUGCUUCGACGCUGGAGCCCUCGUUUGAGGCUCUUAAUGUGAAGAAGUUUGAUGCUGCCUUUACGGUGGAUCCUCUAUACCAUCAGACCACUGCUCAGUUUGAUGAAGGUGGAGCAAAGGGGCUCUUAUUGUAUAAUCUUGGAGUAUAUGGCAGUUGUUGUGUGCUUUUUGAUUCGUUUGAAGCGCCAGACAAAUGCAUCUUAUCUGAUCCUGAGAAGGCUGAGGUGAUUGAUCUUUCAUUUGCUAAAGAACAAAUUGAGCAAAUGAUAGUUCACAUGCCUCUAUCCAAUGACAUCUCUCCUACCUUGAGGGAUAUCAUGGCUCAGUUUGAUGAAGAGAAUAAAAGGCCAUCACAUGAUGCAUCUUCCGGGCAAAUGCUGGUGAUGGAAGAUCAGGUGGUUGACAGUAAUGAUGACAGCAUGCCACCUGAUUGUGGAACUUGGGAUUUUGGUGGUUGUGAUGAUCAGGACAGUGCGUAUGAUGAAAACUGCAACCCAAUGAAUUUCAACUCAACAAACUAUGAAAAGGGAACCGAUGACUAUGAGUACACUUUCCAGGGUCCAGACGGUCCUGAUGUAGAUGAAAGGCUCGAGAAAAUUGCAGAUUUGUUGUCACUCGGCGCGGGAUUCUCUUCCAAAACAAAUGCUUGGGCUGGACCCGAGCAUUGGAAAUAUCGAAAAGUUAGAGAUCUGGAGCCUGCCCAAGCUUCUUCUGGUGAUUUGGAAGUAGCAAAAAAGGCAAAGAAGAAGAAAGGCAAAGAGGAGCCUGAUAUUGAUUUCACCAAAGCAUUGGAACAUGAGAAGGCAAAUGUUUUUGCACCUCCCAAGAACCCAAAAUCAUUGUUGCUGCCUGCAAAUAAGGGUAGCUGCAACAAUAAACUUCCAGAGGAUUGUCAUUACCAACCCGAAAGCCUUGUUAAAUUAUUUCUUCUUCCAGAUAUUUUGUGUCUGGCUCGGAGAAGAAGAAAACCACUUGAUGAUUCAAGGGGCAACAGCGAUGACUUUAUGCCAUCCAGACAUUGGGACGAUGAUGACCUGGGCAAUGAUCAUGUUGAUGAAGGGGAUGCGGCUAGUGAUGUGGAAGAGCCAGUAAAUCUUAUUGCCAAACCAAGACAGGUCAAUAAGAUCGAUGUACAAUAUGACAAGGUAUCGAAACAAGUCGAUGUUCAUGCCUUAAAGGAAGUGCUCUGGAAUCACAUUCAUACAUCUGCUAAGACUGCUGAUCUGGAAAGAGAUGGCAUAGAACCGUCUCUGUGCCUGACGAAGGUACUGCAUGAUCUUCCAUGCAGUAACAGAGAUGUUUCAACGACUGAAAUCUCGCCACACCUCUAUUUCAUUUGUCUCUUGCAUCUGACAAAUGAACACAGCUUGACGCUGCGCGACUGCCCGACGUUGGAUGAGAUCGACAUAUACAUUCUGACUUCACCGCUUGUGAAGUAAUCUCUGCUCGUCUGAUAUUUUAUUAUGCUACACUGCAUUUUGUAUCAUGUAUUUAUUUAAUGCCAUUUCUAAUUGAUCGGGAUUUCCCAGGAUGUAUAUGCUAACCUGCAAGUGCUUGAUGGCUAUCUGUAAUCACCUUUCGUGGCAUGGCUUAUGUGAUGAACAUCGACAUAUUUUGCCAUUUUUUUUAGCAAACAUGUUUUGCAGUUCUUUUUCCACAUGUAUCUCGCCAAUAGCAAGAGAAUUAAUGGUUGAUCUUUUGGUUGA
Molecule: messenger RNA, 2382 nt
Organism: Aegilops tauschii subsp. strangulata
Lineage: Eukaryota; Viridiplantae; Streptophyta; Magnoliopsida; Poales; Poaceae
Source: RefSeq, a predicted model, not a curated record